Molecule: messenger RNA, 751 nt
Organism: Ctenopharyngodon idella (grass carp)
Lineage: Eukaryota; Metazoa; Chordata; Actinopteri; Cypriniformes; Xenocyprididae
Gene: fam174b
Product: family with sequence similarity 174 member B
Exons: 2
Coding region: 347-751 (134 amino acids)
Source: RefSeq, a predicted model, not a curated record
GCUCUUCCGGGUGUGGAUAAUCCACAUUUCCUCCUGCCGACACGCAUUCCCAGGAAAACAUCCUGGAUGACGGUUCGAGCUGCGUGUGAAUGCAAACGAAAAGAAUGAAACGGAACACUCGAGAAGUGGAAGACAGAUUAUGAGAAGAUACUCGCGAGAUCUUGGACAUGUUUGACCACCGACUGUGAACUGUAGAAUAUUUGAGAUGUCAGACUCAGAGCAUCAUUUCCCAUCAUUCGUCAAACAGCUGUUGUUCGCAUUUCGAGUUACAGAGCGCAGAGCUUCUUUAUACUGACUCUUUUCAAUACACAAGACAUUAAGUAAGCGGAUUAAAUCGGGAAACAAUAUGUGGCCAUAUUAUUUUGCUGUGGUUCUUAUUGUCAUUGCUCAGGAGGUGAACGGAGAGCCACAUACGCGUCCAUCCUCAGCGACGCAUUUGAGUUCAACAUUACCCCCACAAGAAGACUAUUCAUCACAUCCUAAUACAACAGAUGCAGCGGUUGGAUCUCGCAUUUCUACCAUUUUAAGGGAUCUUCCUACCAUCAAAAACAUUUCGAUUUUUAUCUGCGUAUUAACAACCUUGCUUAUCACGUGCCUUGUCAUAAAAAUAUUCAGAUCGGCAAAGAAGAUCAGAAAAACACGAAAGUAUGACAUUAUCACAACUCCUGCCGAGCGCGUAGAGAUGGCUCCUUUAAAUGAAGAAAAUGACGAAGAUGACGACUCGACCCUGUUCGAUGUCAAAUACAGGUGA